AUGAAGAAGAUGAGGUCACAGACUACUUCGAAGAAGGAGGGUGAUAUCUCUUCGGUCUUUAGGUCACUAUCUGGCGGCGAUGAUGAGCCUCUGCCUCCGAGGUUCGCUGAAGUGAAGCGCAGUCUAGCCCAGAACAAGGAUGCUCUGCAUGCUAGCUGGAGUCGACUCUUAACUCAAUUGCGAGAGGAGACCGAGAUUGUCAAAGCAGAAGGCUCGGCCUGCAUACCUGAGAUCCAAUUCACGGGCCUCGACAACCCAUCAGCCGAGUUCGCCUCUGAGAUUCGGAAAAGAGGUAUUGCAGUAGUGCGCCAGGUCAUUCCCGAGAAAGAAGCCCGUGCCUACAAAGAGGAUGUAGAAGCUUACAUUGCCGCCAACCCAUCUACCAGAGCCUUUCCACCCCAUGAUCCACAAGUGUAUGAGCUGUACUGGUCCAGGCCGCAGCUUGCGGCCCGCAGCCAUCCCAAUAUGCUCAAGGCUCAGCAGUUUCUCAUGUCCUACUACCACUCUCGGGACCCUUUUGCCACUUGCUCCACCAACCAGCCCUUGACAUACGCCGAUCGACUACGCAUUCGAACACCUGGCGACGCUGGCUUUGCGCUGGGACCUCAUGUUGAUGGAGGAAGCGUCGAGCGCUGGGAAAAGGAGGGCUACGGCAAGGGCGGAGUGUAUGACAAGAUAUUUGAGGGUCGAUGGGAAGAGUUUGACCCUUGGGAGCUGAGCACCCGCUUGAAGGCCACCCAAGACCUCUACAAUGGCACCGGUGCCUGUUCCAUGUUCCGCAUGUUCCAGGCAUGGUUGAGCAUGUCACACACCGGCCCCAGGGAAGGAACGUUGCUUGUCAACCCCCUCCUUUCUCUAUCCACGGCCUAUUAUCUCCUCCGGCCUUUCUUCACUCCCAAGUCCGCUCCCAUCCUGUCCACGGACGAGAUGUUCCAGUCGGAUUACUUGGAGCCUGCUAAUUGGGUCUUGGAAGACGAGCCUAUUUCGUCGGCCUUGCACGGCGCUUGGCCCGGACACGGCCAAGAACUCAAGCCCGACUGGCACCCACACCUCAACCUCCCCCAUACCAUGGUUCACGUUCCUAAGAUUGCGCCUGGUGACUACGUGGCCUGGCACUGCGAUACGAUUCAUGCGGUGGAUAAGAUUCACGCUGGCAAGGGAGACUCGAGUGUGAUGUACAUACCUGCGUGCCCAACCACCGAGCUCAACAUCAAUUAUAUAAAACAACAGCGUCAGUCCUUCCUGGAAGGUGUCCCUCCUUCAGACUUCCCUGGUGGACAGGGCGAGAGCCAUCACGUCGGUCGUCCUGGUUUUAACGACUUCGAGGCUAUGGCCGGAACAGAUGGACUGCGUGCCAUGGGAUUUGCGCCGUUCGAUGUCGAGGCAGCUGGAAGUGAGGGUGAAGCAAAGGCUCUACAAUACGGAAAUGAGGUGUUGGGCAAUUAA
Molecule: messenger RNA, 1446 nt
Organism: Fusarium vanettenii 77-13-4
Lineage: Eukaryota; Fungi; Ascomycota; Sordariomycetes; Hypocreales; Nectriaceae
Exons: 3
Coding region: 1-1446 (481 amino acids)
Source: RefSeq, a predicted model, not a curated record